GGAGGCUGAGCGAGCGGGAGGGCUGGUUGCUAAGCCUUGGGAAAGGGAAACGCUUACGCCUUUCUCCUCAGUCAAAGCCCUGCCAAGGAUGGACCCCCUGGGUUCCAUGGAGCAGUUUGAGGACAAGAAAGCUGGGAGCCCACACCCAGAGCCUGCUCCGUGGCAAGCCCUUCCUGUCCUGUCGGAGCAGCAGUCCAGGGAUGUGGAGCUGGUGCUGGCCUAUGCCGCGCCCAUCCUUGACAAGCGCCAGACCUCGAGACUCCUCAAGGAAGUAUCAGCCGUCCAUCCGCUGCCUGCCCAGCCUCACCUCAAAAGGGUUCGGCCGAGCCGUGAUGCCAGCCGUCCACACACGCUGGAGAUACUGCUGUGCUUGGCGGGGCCAGCUAUAGGCACACGAUCUCUGGCUGAGCUCCUCCCCUGGCCAGCAGUGGACCCCCGUGGCCUGGGGCAGCCCUUCCUGGUGCCUGUGCCCGCCUGGCCGCCCCUGACCAGGGGCCAGUUUGAGGAGGCACGAGCCCACUGGCCCACAUCCUUCCAUGAGGACAAGCAUGUGACCCGUGCCCUGGCUGGGCGGCUUUUUUCGGCACAGGAGCAGGCUGAAAUGCAAGGCUACAUGGAGCGGGCUGUGCAGGUGGCACAACAGGCAGCUGCCAGGGGCCUAAGGGCUGUGGGGGCUGUGGUGGUGGACCCAGCCUCAGGACGGGUGCUGGCCACAGGCCAUGACUGCAGCAGUGUGACCAGCCCCCUGCUGCAUGCCACCAUGGUGUGCAUUGACUUGGUGGCCCAGGGCCAGGGUCAAGGUACCUAUGACCUCAGGCCUCACCCCGCCUGCUCAUUCUCCCCAGCUGUUGCCCCUCUGGGUGUCCAGACCAUCUCUGUACGCAAGAUGGAUGAAGACUUGGGCAUGGAGGAGGAUGGCCUCCCCUACGUGUGCACUGGCUACGACCUCUACAUUACCCGCGAGCCCUGUGCCAUGUGUGCCAUGGCCCUGGUGCACUCCCGUGUGCAGCGUGUCUUCUACGGGGCACCCUCCCCCGACGGUGCCUUGGGCACCCGUUUCCGCAUCCACGCGCAGCCUGACCUCAACCACCGUUUCCAGGUGUUCCACGGCGUGCUGGGGGCCCAGUGCUGCCGGCUGGACCCCGACACGUAGGCCCCG
Artibeus jamaicensis (Jamaican fruit-eating bat) is the source of this 1159-nucleotide messenger RNA. It is a transcript of the gene ADAT3, whose product is annotated as adenosine deaminase tRNA specific 3. The record is from RefSeq and is a predicted model, not a curated record. Lineage: Eukaryota; Metazoa; Chordata; Mammalia; Chiroptera; Phyllostomidae. The transcript is spliced from 2 exons. Bases 89 to 1153 code for a protein of 354 amino acids. Gene Ontology annotation, cellular component: nucleus; cytoplasm. Gene Ontology annotation, molecular function: tRNA-specific adenosine-34 deaminase activity.